AACUUCGUGAAAGCCUCUUUUCUCCGUGAACACUCAAACCCUAACAAAGAACAAUGGCGAAAUCUAUGCGAUCUAAGCGAGAGAAGCGGCUGCGAGCAAUAAGGAGGGAGAUAGUGGAGCCUUUCUACCAGAAGAAAGAUGAAGCCAAACUCGCCGCUCUGGAAGCUGCCCUCGCCGCCCCUAAGCUCCCCGUUCGUGCUCCUGCCUCCACGUCUAUGGAAGUAGUAACACCCUCUAGUACCGGUGCAACAUCAACAUCUCCGACCAACAAUAUGGAUGUGGAGAUGGAGGAAGGCAUUCAAAGAAAGGACUCCUUGAAGCCGAUAGGGAAGAAGUUGAAAAAGAAGUUCAAGUUAGGGAAAAAGAAGCGCCAUGGUAAGGGCAAGAUCAGGGGGAAACGCAAUCUUUAAGUCCAUCCAUCUUCCUGAAGUAGUUAUAAUUCAUGCUGCAUUUUUCCUUAGUUUGCGUUGUUGUGUUUUGUAUCAGCAAUUUUGCCAUUGAUGAAUUAGUCCAAAGAAUAGCUUUGUAAGCUUAAAGCCUGUAUGGCUUAGUGAUGAAUGACAAAACAAAUGAGAAUUUUUCUUAUUAUGCAGUAGCAUUGGCUGAUUUCUCUUGAGAAAAUCUUAUCAGACAGAAUGUAUGGACUACAUAUUAUGGGAAGAUUCCUUGUUGCUAACUACAAGAAGUUGCCAACU
Molecule: messenger RNA, 695 nt
Organism: Rubroshorea leprosula
Lineage: Eukaryota; Viridiplantae; Streptophyta; Magnoliopsida; Malvales; Dipterocarpaceae
Source: the annotation of a GenBank genome assembly